AAAAAAAAAAAAAUAGAUGAACCAGGGUACAGAGGAUUUACCACCUUUCAAAAAGGAUUUUUGGCUCACUGUUGGAAAGGACCUUGCCGCAGAUAGCAUCACCCCAGCCCAGGAGUUCACUGCUAAAGAGGACUUAGCGUCCUCCUCAAGCUCUUAUGCAGAAUUACCCCUUGGACUCAACCCAGCUGUGUCGCUCCACACUUACAGCAGCCUCCCCUACUCCUCCCCUAAACGCCUCCGGGACCAUUUACAGCAAUAUCACCCACGGGGUGUCUACCUUCCAGAGCUAGCAGCUUACUUCCCCCGGGAUCCUGCUAUAUUCUACCCUGCCUGGUAAACUUUCCUAAAGAGCUGCUGAAUCUUCAGUCAUCUGGUCGACCUUCCAAAGCAUACCUCCAAAGCAGAGCCAGCUUUUCUUCAAGCCCCAGCCCAUGUUUUCUACAUAAAUCCUAGUGGUCAUUCUCAGCAUCCGUGGAAGCUGGGAAAUGUAGCGUUUUAUCUGGAUACAACAACAAUAUUUAUUUCCUAAAUAAAAUUGUGGUUCUGAAGGGCAAUAAGUUAAAAGAUUAUUUACCUCCCUUGGUUACAAAAAGAGGAAAUACUUCUUCCAAGACUCGGGGUAGCUGCGGCCAGUUCUCCCGGAGAAAUUAUUUUACCACAAAGAUUCAGAGCACAGAGCCCGGAAGCCUUUGCCCACCAGCCUCUCUGCCGCUGCACUGCAUGGGCACCUUCUGAGAGUGUCAUUUCAAAAGCCAGAUAAAAGCCAAACGAGGAGGCUGGGAGAAGAGUGUCCAACGUAGCUGUCCUGAAAACCACCCUCCAUUUCAUUCUGGAGCAGGGAGGUUACACCACACAUCAGAAAAGCUUCUCUCCUCGCAGAAAAUUAACUGAGCCAUACAGAUUGUACAAAUUGGGACACAAACUUCUGGGUGGAGCAUUAAAUCAACUGUUAUAUUUCUUCAUUCUGCAUUUAGCAAGGUCAUGGAAGAUCUAGAGGAAACAUUAUUUGAAGACUUUGAGAACUACUCCUAUGCCCUGGAAUAUUACUCCCCAGAGACUGAUUUGGAGGAGAGAGCACACCUAGGAGUCAUUCACUGGGUCUCCCUCGUGUUAUACUGUUUGGCAUUUGUUCUGGGCAUUCCAGGAAAUGCCCUUGUCAUUUGGUUUACGGGAUUCAAGUGGAAGAAGACAGUCACCACUCUCUGGUUCCUCAAUCUAGCCAUCGCAGAUUUCAUUUUUCUUCUCUUCUUGCCCCUGUACAUCUCCUAUGUGGCCAUGAAUUUCCACUGGCCCUUUGGCAUCUGGUUGUGCAAGGCCAAUUCCUUCAUUGCCCAGUUGAACAUGUUUGCCAGUGUUUUCUUCCUGAUGGUGAUAAGCCUGGACCGCUAUAUCUACUUGAUCCACCCUGUCUUAUCUCAUCGGUACCGGACCCUAAGGAACUCUCUGAUUGUUAUUAUAGUUGUUUGGCUUUUGGCUUCACUAAUGGGUGGUCCCGCCCUGUUUUUCCGGGACACUCUGGAGUUCAAUAACCACACUCUUUGCUAUAACAACUUCCACGAGCAUGAUCCUGACCUCACGUGGAUGAGGCAUCAUAUUCUGACCUGGGUGAAAGUUAUUGUUGGGUACCUCUUCCCUCUUCUAACAAUGAGCAUUUGCUACUUGUGCCUCAUCUUCAAGGUGAAGAAGCGAAGCAUCCUGAUCUACAGUAAGCACUUCUGGACCAUCCUGGCUGUGGUCAUUGCCUUUUUGAUUUGCUGGACUCCUUAUCACCUGUUCAGCAUUUGGGAGCUCACGAUUCACCACAAUAGCUAUUUCCACCAGGUGCUGCAGGCCGGAAUCCCCCUCUCCACUGGCUUGGCAUUCCUCAAUAGUUGCUUGAACCCCAUUCUUUAUGUCUUUAUUAGUAAGAAGUUCCAAGCACGCUUUCGGGCCUCAGUUGCUGAGAUACUAAAAUAUACGCUGUGGGAAGUGAGCUGUUCUGGCACAGUAAGCGAACAGCUCAGGAGCUCUGAAACCAAGAAUCUGUGUCUCCCGGAAACAGCCCAGUGAAUUCUUACUCUUGCACAGAUCAUAUGGCUUUUGUGUGGGUCCCCUGACAGAUGCUUUCGGAUUGUUUGGGUCCAAGACAUAGAGCUGACUGUAUCUUUUUAUUGUUUUUGGUCAUUUUAUUGGCAUCAUAUUUUUCUAUUGAUAUAAAACAUAAGAAGGAUCUUCAUUUUUUUCCAGCAACUUAAAUUAUCUGUGUUAUUCUUGCUAAUUAUACUGUAGUGGAUUAAUUAACACUAUUUUUUCAAUUUUAAUGACUUUUUAAAAGUUCUAAAUCUUAAUAUUAAAUAUAUGACUAAUUUCAAAAAUAUAAAAAUAUGUGUGCUUAAGCUCACUUUAAUUUUGCACAAGUAACCUAUUAGACCUAGUCUUAAAAUACAACAUAUGUACUUAAUUUCUUUAUUUCAUGUAAUCUGUAUUUGCAUUUAUGAAUUAAAGUAAUAGUUGGUUAGAGUAGGUUAAAACUGUCCCAAAAUCUAGUCGCUUAAAAUAGCAAUUUAUUAUUAUUAUUAUAUCUCCCAAUUCUGAGGAUCAGCAAUUUAAACAAGGCACAGAAGGGAGGUUUGCCUCUCUGCUUCGCAAUAUCCGGAUGACCCAGCUGGUUGAGGUUUAGAACAGCUGGGGACUGGCUGAGCGGCUCUCCUCCCUUCUCUCCAUCCCCUUCCCUUCCUUCUCCUUCCCCUCUCUCUCCUCCCCUUCCCUCCUCCCUUCUUCUCUCCUUUCUUCACACGGGUAUUCCAGCAUGGCACCUCAGGGUUAGACAGACUUAUAUGGCAGUGUAGGGCUCUAGAGACCAGGGUGGAAAUUUCUACUCCUCUUAAAGGCUAUGCCAGACACUGGCACAGUAUCACUUCCGCUGUACUCUAUUGACCAAAGCAGUCACUGGCCAGCUCAGAUUCAAAGGGAGGGGACAUAUACCCUACCUCUCAAUGGGGAUAUAUGCCCAUCUUUAAUCCCCCAUGAUAUCAUUAUAAACAUUAAUGUUGGGCUUCCCUGGUGGCACAGUGGUUGAGAGUCUGCCUGCCGUUGCAGGGGACACGGGUUCGUGCCCUGGUCUGGGAGGAUCCCACAUGCCGCGGAGCGGCUGGGCCCG
Delphinapterus leucas (beluga whale) is the source of this 3139-nucleotide messenger RNA. The record is from RefSeq and is a predicted model, not a curated record. Lineage: Eukaryota; Metazoa; Chordata; Mammalia; Artiodactyla; Monodontidae.